Messenger RNA from Aspergillus ochraceoroseus IBT 24754, 2862 nucleotides. Its product is annotated as glucan 1,3-alpha-glucosidase ROT2. Bases 1 to 2862 code for a protein of 953 amino acids. The record is from RefSeq and is a predicted model, not a curated record. Gene Ontology annotation, biological process: carbohydrate metabolic process; N-glycan processing. NCBI's taxonomy places the organism in Eukaryota, Fungi, Ascomycota, Eurotiomycetes, Eurotiales, Aspergillaceae. Gene Ontology annotation, cellular component: glucosidase II complex. The transcript is spliced from 3 exons. Gene Ontology annotation, molecular function: carbohydrate binding; alpha-glucosidase activity.
AUGGCCCGGAGCCAGCUGUCGUUCCCUCGUUGGACCCUGCUGCUCUCCCUGGCGAUUCUGCUAGGAUGCCUUGUGAUUCCCGGUGUCGCCGUGAAACAUGAGAAUUUCAAGAAAUGCUCCCAGUCCGGUUUCUGUCAGAGAAACAGGGCCUUGGCCGAUGAGGUCUCCUCCAAGGGUUCAUCCUGGAACUCUCCCUACGAAUUGGAUGCCUCGACCAUUCAAUUCAAAGACGGUCAGCUGCAAGGAACAGUUCUCAAAUCGAUAUCUCCUACGGAGAGCGUCAAGCUACCGCUGGUCGUUUCCUUCCUCGAUUCGGGUGUCGCUCGGAUCGUCGUCGAUGAGGAGAAGCGCCUGAACGGCGACAUUGAGAUUCGCCAUGGUAGCCAGGCGCGAAAGGAGCGAUAUAACGAGGCACAGUCCUGGGCUGUGGUUGGUGGUUUGGAAGUGAGCAAGUCUGCGGCGUUGAGCUCGGAACCCCAGGACGGCGUCACCAAGGUUCUGUAUGGACCCGACAACUCCUACCAGGCCAUCAUCCAUCACGCACCGUUUUCGGUAGAAUUUCAGCGGGAUGGACAGACCCAUGUGCAGUUGAAUAACAAGGGCUACAUGAAUAUGGAACACUGGCGGCCCAAGGUGGAAGCCCCCUCCGAUGGGGAGCAGGAGGUUCUCACUUCCCAGGAGGAUGAGGGUACUUGGUGGGAGGAAACCUUUGGUGGAAACACAGAUUCCAAGCCCAGAGGCCCCGAAAGUGUGGGGUUGGACAUUACUUUCCCCGGCUACCGCCAUGUAUUCGGAAUCCCUGAGCAUGCGGACUCGCUCUCUCUAAGAGAAACCCGAGGAGGCCCCGGGAACCAUGAGGAACCCUAUCGCAUGUAUAAUUCUGAUGUGUUUGAAUAUGAGCUCGACAGCCCCAUGACCCUGUAUGGUGCCAUUCCACUCAUGCAGGCCCACCGUAAGGACUCCACCGUUGGUGUCUUCUGGCUCAACGCUGCGGAAACCUGGGUUGAUAUCGUCAAGUCCAAGUCCGAUACACAAAGCCAUUGGUUCUCUGAAGCUGGUCAACUCGAUGUCUUUGUCUUCCUGGGACCCACUCCUCAGGAUAUCAGCAAGGACUACGGUGCGCUGACGGGAUACACUCAACUCCCUCAGCACUUUGCCAUUGCCUACCACCAAUGCCGUUGGAAUUACGUUACCGAUGAGGACGUGAAGGAGGUUGAUCGCAGCUUCGACAAAUACCAGAUUCCUUAUGACGUGAUCUGGCUCGAUAUUGAGUAUACCGAUGACCGAAAGUAUUUUACCUGGGAUCCCUUGACCUUCCCUGACCCAGUUAGCAUGGAGGAGCAACUCGAUGACUCCGACCGCAAGCUUGUGGUUAUUAUCGAUCCGCAUAUCAAGAACCAGGACAAGUUCAGUAUCUCCAACGAAAUGAAGAGUAAGGGUCUAGCUACGAGAAACAAGGACGGCGAUACCUACGAAGGCUGGUGCUGGCCCGGAUCCUCUAACUGGAUUGACUGCUUCAACCCUGCGGCCAUCAAAUGGUGGACUGGCCUCUUCAAAUAUGACAAGUUCAAGGGAACCCUCCCCAACGUCUUCAUCUGGAAUGAUAUGAAUGAACCUUCCGUAUUCAACGGGCCCGAGACUACCAUGCCCAAGGAUAACUUGCACCACGGCAAUUGGGAGCAUCGCGAUGUCCACAAUAUCAACGGUCUCACCUUUGUCAACGCCACAUACCAGGCUAUGCUAGAGCGCAAGAAAGGUGAACUCCGCCGCCCGUUUAUUCUGACCCGGUCGUUUUAUUCCGGUGCUCAACGCGUAUCCGCCAUGUGGACCGGAGACAACCAAGCUACUUGGGAGCAUCUGGCCAUUUCGCUUCCCAUGGUCCUCAACAACGGUAUUUCCGGUUAUCCCUUUGCGGGUGCUGAUGUUGGCGGGUUCUUCCAUAACCCGAGCAAGGAGCUACUGACACGUUGGUACCAAACCGGCAUCUGGUAUCCUUUCUUCCGCGCACACGCACAUAUCGAUACUCGACGACGCGAACCCUACCUCAUUGCGGAGCCUUUCCGCUCCAUCAUCACUCAGGCUAUCCGUUUGAGGUAUCAGCUCCUCCCUGCAUGGUACACUGCUUUCCACGAAGCUUCGGUAAAUGGAACCCCGAUCGUGAGACCCCAGUUCUACGUGCAUCCAUCCGAUGAAGCAGGCUUCACCAUCGACGAUCAGCUCUACCUCGGGUCUACUGGUAUUCUCGUGAAACCGGUGGUCUCCGAGGAUACCAACACCGCUGAGGUUUACCUUGCAGAUGAUGAGAAGUACUACGACUACUUUGACUACACCGUUUAUCAGGGCGCCGGGAAGAAGCAUGUAGUUCCCGCUCCGAUUGAAAAGGUCCCAGUGCUGAUGCAGGGCGGGCACAUUAUUCCGCGCAAGGAUCGCCCCCGCCGUAGCAGCGGCCUGAUGAAGUAUGAUCCCUACACCUUGGUCGUGGUCCUCGAUCGCAACGGACAGGCCGACGGCACUCUUUACGUUGACGAUGGGGAGACCUUCGACUACCAGCGUGGAGGAUACCUGCACCGCCGCUUCCAGUUCCAGGACUCGGUCCUAUCGUCGGAGAACAUCGCAAUUCCCGGACCACAGACGGCAGCUUAUCUCAAGACAGUCGCCAAAGUCCAUGUGGAGAAGAUAGUGGUGAUUGACCCUCCACAGGAAUGGAAGGGAAAGACUAGUGUCACCGUGAUGGAGGAUGGGGCAAAGGCGUCUUCGUCGGCCUCGAUGGAGUACUUCGCCCAGGAGGGAGGCCAGGCUCCGUAUGCCGUUGUGAAGAAUCCUCGUGUGGGAAUUACCAAGACAUGGCGCAUUGAAUUCUAA